This is a messenger RNA of Nymphaea colorata (pocket water lily), 1942 nucleotides long. RefSeq names its product WRKY transcription factor 72A-like. Gene Ontology annotation, biological process: regulation of DNA-templated transcription. Gene Ontology annotation, molecular function: sequence-specific DNA binding; DNA-binding transcription factor activity. The coding region runs from base 50 to 1708 and encodes 552 amino acids. The transcript is spliced from 5 exons. The record is from RefSeq and is a predicted model, not a curated record. Lineage: Eukaryota; Viridiplantae; Streptophyta; Magnoliopsida; Nymphaeales; Nymphaeaceae.
UUUCGCCGCUGUUGCUGGUUCCGUGUAACAUCGUCCGGGGACUAUAAAUAUGCUAGUUGGGGAGCGUGGGGGAAACGUGCAUGCGUCCUCAAGAAAAAGAAAGAAGACAGUGGCUAUAGCUAGAGAUCCGGCCAUGGAGCUGUUGCUGUUCAAGAGGUCUUCAUCUGCACUUGAGGAGGAGAGGAGCCACGAACCCAAGAAAGAGAUCGAUGAAGAAAUAUGGAAGAGCUCAAGAGCUACUGCAAGCGACGAUAGCAUCAGGCCGGAGCCUUCAGGACAAGGAAAGCACCAAGUUCCAGAUGACAUGGAAGCGCAGCUUGAUUCUGCUAAAGCAGAGAUGGGCCAAGUGAGAGAAGAAAAUGAGAGGUUGAAGAUGAUCUUGUCACGUAUAGUGAAGGACUACCAAGCACUAAAGAUGCAUUUCCUCGACGUUGCCCAACAAGCAGAGAAUGCCAAGAAGGUCUCAGAUGUUACUGCUGCUCCUGCAACCACCAGCAGUUCAGACCAUGAUUCUGAAGAGACAGGGUUGGUGUCUCUGAGUCUUGGGAACAAUUCAACUUCAUCUCACAGGACUCAGGAGAAAAUGAACGAAAAGAGCAACGAGGAAAUAAAUGAUGAUGCCAAUUUCAAGGAAGGGCUGAGCCUUGGACUUGAUUGUAAGUUUCUGCAGAAUGGUCAGAAUCCACAGAGUAGCUCUGAGGAUCCAAAAGGAGAAGAUAUGGCAGAGAGUUCAACAAACAGGCUGUUUAAGACACCUAGAAGUGCAGAAGAUGAUGUCUCGCAGCAGCCCCAUGUGAAGAAAGCACGGGUUUCUGUUAGGGCAAGGUGUGACACAGCAACGAUGCAGGAUGGAUGCCAGUGGAGGAAAUAUGGGCAAAAGAUAUCUAAAGGCAAUCCAUGCCCAAGAGCCUACUACAGAUGCACAGUAGCACCAUCAUGCCCAGUAAGAAAGCAGGUUCAAAGAUGUGUAGAAGACAUGUCUAUACUGAUAACCACAUAUGAGGGGACUCACAACCACCCAUUACCAUUCCAAGCCACAGCCAUGGCUUCCACUACUUCUGCUGCUGCUUCCAUGCUCAUGUCAGGCUCAUCUACUUCAACAUCCGGGAAUUCCACGUCUGCUGGAUUUGUGUUUGAUGCUUCUGAUAUUUCAAGAUCAAGACCCUUCGCUCUAGCAAAUCCUGUCAUUUCAACAUCCCCAUCUUACCCAACUAUUGUACUGGAUCUUACCUCUUCAUCCUCCACUCCCCAAUUCAAUACGCUGCAGUACUCUUCUGCUCUCUCUGCAGCGCCUAGAUCACAGCCUUCUUCAAUUAGUUUCCCAGGCUUCAGCUUCUCUAAUUCAGAGCAAACGACCUUGCCUCCAGCUUGGAACACCAACACAGGCCUCUCUGGCAAAUAUGCGCCAGUAUAUGAACUCAAUAGAAUCCCAACUAUGGAAUCUGCUCUAGCUAGGCCACCACAUCAACAAUUCUAUCAAACUUAUCUUCAUAGACCCAAUCCUUCAUCAUCGACAUCCCUGCCAUCAUCCCAACAGAACAUGUCAGAGACAAUCGCAUCCGUGACAAAGGCUAUAACAUCAGAUCCAUGCUUCCAAUCGGCAUUGGCAGUGGCGAUCUCAUCAAUCAUGAACUCAAAUGGUGAGAGGAUUCUAGGCCAGAGCAUGGAAGAGACUUCAGCUCAAAUUUGUACGGGCAGAUUAACAUAGUUCUGGCCCUUAUGGGUCCAGUAACUCCAGUUGGGUCCAGAAAAGGAACAUUAUUCAUUUGAAAGUUUCUUUUUUUUUUUUUUUCAAAAUUGAUCACAGAGAUGUGAUGUCCAUAGUUGAUUUGUUAGGACAAGCUGCAAUUGAUAUUUUUUAAGUGUAAACAUGCCCUCUUUGAAUCUCAAAAUUUUGUCACUUUCAUGUCCGUUGAUUUCUUUUAUGCAAUAAAGUUCUGUA